GUUUAAAUUCAACAGGUUUAUUAAUAUAUGGAAUGGAAAUGAAGUGGUACAAUGUUUUGUUUUUCAAGUUGACUGGUUUUGAUUUUGGUAACACGGGUUACGAUCAUGCUUUGACUUUUCUAUCAGUUAAGAUAAAUACGAUUGCUUAACUUUUUAUUACCACUUUGUGACCUCUUUCAGACCUUCAUCAGAAAGUCACAAUUUAGUAUUCGCUUUUCUACGUUUAAUUUAUCAUGGAAAAUCAAAAUAAUUUGAAAAAACAUUUUAGAGUUUUAUCAGUCCAGAGUCAUGUAGUUUCAGGUUAUGUGGGAAAUAAAAGUGCUUGUUUUCCGUUGCAACUGCUUGGACUUGAAGUGGAUUUUAUCAACUCUGUUCAAUUUUCAAAUCACACUGGAUACAAGGUCAUAAAGGGGCAAAUCUUAAAAUCAGAAGAAUUGCAUGAUUUAUAUGAAGGUUUGAAAGCAAAUGAACUUUUGAAUUAUACUCAUGUGUUAACAGGUUAUGUUGGAAAUGAAACAUUUUUAACCAAACUUUCUGAAAUUAUUCAAGAUUUGAAACAAAUUAAUCCUGAUAUAUUUGUGGUGUGUGAUCCUGUAAUGGGUGACAAUGGUGUCAUGUAUGUUCCUCCUGAGGUACUUCCAAUUUAUCGAGAUAAACUGAUUCCUCUCUCGGAUUUAAUUACUCCAAAUCAAUAUGAGGCAGAACUAUUAACUGGGAUAAAAAUCAAAUCCAGGGAAAAUAUUACGAGUGUAAUGGAUGCAUUUCAUGAAAAAGGAGUUAAAACUGUUAUUUUGUCUAGCGUUGAAUUGGAGAAUUCAGAAAAGCUUCAUUUAUUUGGAAGUUCAAUUUUAAAAAAUUCAAAAAGUCUGGUAUCAAUGGAUAUUCCCAAAUUGCCUUCUUCAUUUACUGGUACUGGAGAUUUGUUUUCUGCUCUUCUUUUAGCUUGGAUGGCUAAAACAGAUGGAGAUUUAAAACUGUCAUGUGAAAAUGCUGUAAAUUCUUUACAGUGUGUUUUAAAGAGAACCUUAGAUUAUGCUGAAAGGAAGAGCAAAUCCGUAGCUACUAUGGAGCUGCAAUUAAUUCAGAGCAAAAAUGACAUUGAAAAUCCUCCGGUUAUACUAACAUGUCAAGACUUAUGAUUAUUCAUGUUUCUAGUGCUUAUGUUUAUAUAUGACUAAUUAAGAAAUAUUUUAUUGUUGAUUUCAUAUUAUACCAAUUGGAAACGUUCUUAUUUUAAUGAGUUACUCAUUUAAUUCUAAUGGUUUAUAUCACUGUGAAUAUUAACCUGCUAAAAUUUUUUUCUGAUUAUUUCAAAAAUUUAAUUAAUGAAUUUUAUAUUUGAUAUAAAAUGAGAAUUAUUUAAUAAAUGAACAACAACUCAGAUUACAUUACUCAUUUUAGUAAUA
Argiope bruennichi is the source of this 1406-nucleotide messenger RNA. RefSeq names its product pyridoxal kinase-like. Gene Ontology annotation, biological process: pyridoxal 5'-phosphate salvage. The transcript is spliced from 10 exons. Gene Ontology annotation, cellular component: cytosol. Bases 234 to 1139 code for a protein of 301 amino acids. Gene Ontology annotation, molecular function: pyridoxal kinase activity. The record is from RefSeq and is a predicted model, not a curated record. Lineage: Eukaryota; Metazoa; Arthropoda; Arachnida; Araneae; Araneidae.